UGAUUCCUCUGCUGUCGUCGUCUGCCUCGUCCUCCUCUCCGUGUUGUUGUUCUCGGUGACGCGACGGAGGUGUAGCCUGACGCGGUCUCUUACGUGUCGGUCUGAAUAAAAGUGGAGCUCCGUGGACCCGGGAGUGACGAAGCGAGUCUGUGUUGCUUUUAAAUGAAGAUGGAAGCUGGUACAGAGGUACAGCAGAGUGGUGAAACGACUGUCUCAGAGUCUGAGGCGCAGCAGAUCACGCUUGCACAGGCGCCCAUCACGGCAGGCCAGGUCUCCAGUGGUCAAGGAGUCACUAUAGUCCAGCUUCCUAACGGUCAAACGGUCCAAGUGCACGGGGUGAUCCAGGCGGCUCAGCCCUCGGUCAUUCAGUCGCCACACGUCCAGGCUGUACAGAUUUCCACUGUAGAGAGCGAGGAUUCCCAGGAAUCUGUUGAUAGUGUCACUGAUUCCCAGAAGAGGAGAGAGAUUCUUUCUAGACGGCCUUCUUACAGGAAGAUUCUGAACGACUUAUCGUCAGAUGCUCCUGCUGUGCCUCGAAUUGAGGAGGAAAAAUCUGAGGACGACUCUGGUCCAGCCAUCACCACAGUCACUAUGCCCACUCCCAUCUACCAGACCAGCAGUGGCCAGUACAUUGCCAUAACUCAGGGCGGCGCCAUUCAGCUGGCCAGCAAUGGCACAGAUGGAGUGCAGAGCCUGCAGACGCUCACCAUGGCCAACACUGCCACCGCACAGCCGGGGACCACCAUCCUGCAGUACGCUCAGACCAGCGACGGUCAGCAGAUCCUCGUUCCCAGUAACCAGGUCGUUGUUCAAGCUGCUUCUGGCGACGUCCAGGCCUACCAGAUCCGGACAGCUCCAACCAGCACCAUCUCUCAGGGGGUAGUCAUGGCAACAUCUCCUGCGUUGGGAACAACAGGAGGCACAGAGGAAGUGACGCGGAAAAGGGAGGUCCGACUGAUGAAAAACAGGGAGGCAGCUCGGGAGUGUCGCAGGAAGAAGAAGGAGUACGUAAAGUGUCUGGAAAACCGUGUGGCUGUACUGGAGAACCAGAACAAGACCCUCAUCGAGGAACUCAAAGCCCUGAAAGACUUGUAUUGCCACAAAUCAGAGUAGAAAAGUCACCUAGCGCCUCCCGGUGGGUGGGGGGCGUCCUUUUGUACAGAGACUCAGCUCCGAGCCACGCAUCCGGAAGCCACUCCUCUUUUCUACUUUUCCUGCUUUCUUAAAAAAAUAACUGCUGAUAAAUGUGAGAGUGGGAAUCACUAAGACACAAGAAGAUGCCUGUCCAUCUUUUAAGCAUCAGUUUCCCUCAAUAAGAGGUGAGGCAGGAAACUCCCAGGAAAGCAUUCCAGUCACUGGUGCCCAGUCAGACUGGGCAGAAUCACCAGCAAAGAGGAAUUGACAUCAAUCACCUCCCUUCCCAGCAUGGAACCUGGUCGCUCGGAUCUCAGAGAGGGUACCCUUGUGGGCAACGUGGGUAUUUGUAACUCGCAUUAAUCUGUUACUUAAUCACGCUAUGAACUGUAGGUGGGUCGUUUUAUCUCUGACUUGGGUUUAGUUUAUUCUCGGUUUGUUUCUAUGUUCCUUGAUGCCAUGUUAGAAUAAAAAACUCUGCCUUUUUAAGACACGAACAAACCGCUAAACAUCAACUGUAAAACACAGCUUUAGAAAUCCAGUAUUGACCGUGGGAAACUUUUGAAACUGUCUACUUUGUUUUAUUGUUUUUUUUGUUUGUUUUUUUAACUGGAAGAUAAAUACAUUAAGGCUAAAUAAUUUUGGUCAUAGUCCUAAAAUGAUGGAAAAGAUAAAUUCCUGUUACAAGAAUAAAUUAGGGCAGGGAGCAUAAUGGUAAAUGGCUUGUACUUGUAUAGCGCUUUAUCAAGUCAGACCACCCCAAAGUGCUUCACACUACAAUCAGUCAUUCACACACACACACACACAUUCACACCUCCCUAUGUUAGUGGGCACAGCUGCCCUGGGGCAGACUGGCAUACUUCAGCACCACCGGACCCUCUGACCACCGCCAGCAGGCAGUUUAGGUGAAGUGUCUUGCCCAAGGACACAACAAUUGAGACGGUCAAAGUGGGGGAUCGAACCGGCAUCCCACCAUUUGUAAGUCAAACUCCCUUACAUAUAUGUAUGAUAGAAGGUAUCAUAACUUAAGUGGCAAGAAACAGUUAUUCUAGUAUUUUCUUUUCUGUUGUUAUUAUUACAGUGUUUAUUUUCAAAAGCUUAUUCAGAUUUAUUUUUACCAAACAAAAACAGGCCUUUUUCAGGAAAAAAAAAAAGAAUAUCUGCAUACAGCGAGGUUAAAAAGUUGCCUUUUAAAUUUCAGCUUUUUAUGCACUGGGACAUAAUUACUAGGUUUUUUUAAACCAGGUUCUAAAGGUAUUUAAAUCUAACAGAAAAAAAGAGAAACUGGAUUUCACACAGGUAGCCUCACAUUUGACCGAAAUAUAGUUUGAUGGACACAGGCUCUGUCUCUACAUACGAGCCCAAAGAAUCACCGUGUUUGGUUCUCCCCCAAACUGUUAGGGAAUUACUCACUAUCCCUUUCCAAACAGAUGGAUUGCAAUGGCUACUUCUAAGGUCCUUCCUGAUACUUUUCCAUUCUGGCAUUGUGGUGACACAAACACUCACUUCCAUAUUUCACAGGGAUAAUCACUCUGAGUCGAGGGAUUUGUAAGCUACUUUGCCUCUUAAACUGUUUAUCUGAAGGUUGCUAACCAUAUACUCUGAAAUGUUCACCAUAAUCUGUUAAAUGAUUAAAACUGAUUUAAAUAUGAUUAGAACCUGGUAAAGAAAAAUAAAAUGUUUGAUAUCCUAAAACCUUUACACUUAGCAGGUGUACUUUCUAUUCAUCACUACUUUAGUUGUAAACAAACUGCAAAGACCGACGGAGCAGAUCACUUGUUUUGUAAUGAUUAAUAUGCCGAGAUUAUGUGGACAGUUAGUGGGGAAAAACAAUGCUCUGCCCUUUAAAGUUGGUCUGUUUUAACCUCGAUAACAGGAAGCUGAUGCCCCCGCCCUCCCCCGAGGAGUCUGCAGGAAAACAAAGCAGUGUGUGCACUUUCCUUGCUUUUACAAUCCUUAAACAUUUCAAAGAACCUGAAGGGCUCGGAGCAGACUGGUUCCGCCGGAGGGUUGUUUUGAACGCAUUCAAGUGUUUUUUCUAACUCCUUGGGAUUUGGUCCAAUUUAAUUACACCUUGGAAAAGGAAUGUAAAGUGCGACCAAAUCGGAGAAGAGUGAACAAAGCUUUUAUUUUCAUGAUACAGAAUGCCAUAUUGUACUCUUAUGUAUAGUCUUGCUUUUUUUGUGUUGCUUUUUUUCUUAACUUUUUAUUCACAUUUUCUAAAUGUCAACUUGUACAACAGUGUGUUUAUGUUAGACAUAAAAAAGAUUUUUGGCAGCUGA
Fundulus heteroclitus (mummichog) is the source of this 3416-nucleotide messenger RNA. RefSeq names its product cyclic AMP-responsive element-binding protein 1. Bases 163 to 1113 code for a protein of 316 amino acids. Gene Ontology annotation, biological process: regulation of transcription by RNA polymerase II. Gene Ontology annotation, cellular component: ATF4-CREB1 transcription factor complex; nucleus. NCBI's taxonomy places the organism in Eukaryota, Metazoa, Chordata, Actinopteri, Cyprinodontiformes, Fundulidae. The transcript has 8 exons. Gene Ontology annotation, molecular function: protein binding; cAMP response element binding; DNA-binding transcription factor activity, RNA polymerase II-specific. The record is from RefSeq and is a predicted model, not a curated record.